This is a messenger RNA of Trichoderma virens Gv29-8, 1591 nucleotides long. RefSeq lists its product as uncharacterized. The coding region runs from base 56 to 1285 and encodes 409 amino acids. Gene Ontology annotation, cellular component: chromatin; nucleus. Gene Ontology annotation, biological process: nucleosome assembly. Lineage: Eukaryota; Fungi; Ascomycota; Sordariomycetes; Hypocreales; Hypocreaceae. The transcript is spliced from 5 exons. Gene Ontology annotation, molecular function: histone binding; chromatin binding. The record is from RefSeq and is a predicted model, not a curated record.
UCCCCAACAGCCUCAGUUUCUCCUUGUAUGAUUUUUUGUUUGCCCAGCGAACACCAUGGCUGAGCCUAUUCGAAACAAGCGUUCUGACGUGUCUACUGCGCCUACACCGCAGAACACUCCAGCAACCGCCGCGCCCAUAUCUUCCCGAGCCCAGCAGCCCGGUGUGGCCAGCAUCAAAGAAGAUGACAUGGAGCGGGCGGCUGCCGCCUCCCUCCUGGCGCAAAACCCCAAGCUCGUUCAAAUGAUCCAAGGACGACUUGGCUCUCUCAUUGGACAAUCUUCAGGAUACAUCGAGUCUCUCCCUGCUCCCGUCCGCCGUCGGGUUUCGGGUCUGCGAGCAAUCCAGAAGGACCAUGCCAAAUUGGAGGCUGAGUUCCAAGAGGAAGUCCUCCAGCUUGAGAAGAAAUACUUUGCCAAGUUUACUCCCCUUUACGAGAAGCGAUCUGCCAUCGUCAAUGGCAAGGUCGAGCCUACAGAGGAGGAGGUUAAGCGAGGAGAUGAGGAUGAUGAAGAAUCACAAGAGGCCGCUGAGGCCGCUGGAGAGCCUUCACAGCCCACCGAUGAGGCGUCUGAGGAUGUUCAGGGUAUCCCUGAAUUCUGGCUGUCUGCCAUGAAGAACCAGGUGACGCUUGCGGAAAUGAUCACCGACCGGGAUGAGGCCGCGCUGAAGCACCUUAUUGAUAUCCGCAUGGAGUAUCUUGACAAGCCAGGCUUCCGUCUCAUUUUCGAAUUUGCCGAGAAUGAAUAUUUCUCAGACAAGACCAUCACCAAGACAUACUUUUAUCAGAAUGAGAGCGGCUACGGUGGCGACUUCAUUUACGACCAUGCUGAAGGCUACAAGAUUAACUGGUACCCUGGCAAGGAUUUGACAGUCCGUGUCGAAGCCAAGAAGCAGAGAAACAAGAACACCAAGCAAACCCGAAUCGUUAAGAAAUCAGUGCCGACGGAGUCCUUCUUCAACUUCUUCUCCCCCCCUAAGCCCCCUACCGAUGAUGCUGAUCCGGAAGACGAUGUUGCCUCCGAUAUCGAGGAGCGUCUCGAGUUGGACUACCAGCUGGGUGAGGAUAUCAAGGAGAAACUGAUUCCUCGUGCUGUUGACUGGUUCACCGGCGAGGCUCUUGCCUAUGAGGAGUUCGAUGAGGAUGACAUGGACGGUCCCGAUUUCGAUGAUGAUGACGAGGACGAGGAUGACAUGAGCGAAGAUCAUGAUGACGACGAGGAGUCCGAUGAAGACGACGAGUCGGGAAAGCCUAAGCAGGAGGCUGCCGAGUGCAAACAGAGCUAAGCAACAAAAUCUGCCAAGGUUUAGAGGCUGGGAGCUUUCAAUAUUUUAGAGGGAAGGAAACCGAGGGAAAAGAUGCUCAAGUGAACAAGGGUUGAGAGGAAUGGCGUAUCUGAGUUAAUGACAUCGCUACAUGUUUUUUGUUUCAUUGGUGAUCGUCUCCAAAAAGAAUGUUUCAUUUUGUCUUUCGCGUACUAGGAGAUUUAUCUCGAUAAUAGUAACAGGUACCAGGACAAUACUUGUUUGGUUUUUUCUAAUAGCUUAAUAGGGAAUGAUUUUGUUUUUUGAAGUAUGCAUUCCUUUGUAAAG